GAACUUUUCAAACUACUGUGUCCAGGGUCAAGAAUGAACCUUCAGAUCGCCAUGAUUUCAGUCUGUUCAAAAAACAUCAACAGAAACAUUUCUUUCUAGAGAUUCAAAGUUUUACUGGAACUCAUUUCUAUAUUGUAAAUCAUUUUCAGCUGGUUAAACUUAAAAAACGAACGUUUUACUUUAUUUGAUCCCCCAGUGGUUUAUGAUCCCUGUGUUGUUUUUAGUUGUUUUUUUUCUGUAAAGAACUUUGUAACCUUGUUAAGAAAAGUGCUAUAUAAAUAAAGUUUAUUAUUAUUAUUAUUAUAUAUCUCAGCAGUACAUUGGCUCAACUCAUUUCAAGUCCAAAGACUUCAAGUCAAGUCGUGUUCAUAAGUGGUCUGCAAAUAAAAACGAGAUGUGUGGAGUUGAAUUAACUUGAAAUUAAUAAAACGUAUAUAUUCACGUUAAGUUAUUAACAAAAGAUUAGUUGAUUCCACUAAAUUCCUCUAUGAUUUUUACAUUAUAAUUUUAUUAUGUCGGUCUAUUCUGUACACGUGACAUCUAUUUCCUGUCUCCCCUGUUGCUCUUCCUGAGGUUUCUCCCAUUUCUUUCCCAGUUCAGAGGGUUUUAUGGGGAGUUUUUCCUCGUCCGAAUCGAGGAAGUCGUAAACUGCACAGCUUGUAAAGCCACCAAGAGGCAAAUUUGUGAUAUUGAGCUACAUAAUUAAAAUUGACUUGACUUGUGUAACAAAGAAAUAGUCAUAACGUGGGGAAGUGAAACUGAAACUAUCCGCAAGGCUACUUAGAUGAAGCAAGAGAGAAAAGCUUGAGAGAAAUGUUUUCUAUAAUCUGUGUGAAGCAACCCUUUAAAACACAGACACAGCACCAGGUGAUAACAGUGCAGAACGGGCUUACGACACCCCAUUACAGGUCAGAAGAGAGGAGCCGGUAACCCGCAGGAGCUGCCACUGCGGUCUCCCUCCUGCAAGGUGGUGAUUAUGCGGCUGGGACGGCGUCUGUAACGCGGCUUUAACAGAUCUCAAUCCAGGCUUUGUGUGCGCAUUCCUUGGAGUCUGCUUGGUGCCUUGUUUCUGGGCCAUGAUGGAGGCCAGUGGAGCCCCGACUGAGGUGCUCCUGCAGCUUCCCUGGCUUCCUGUGAGCAUCGGCGGCUGCCAGCUGCUUGCCAAGAGCUGGUUUGGGGAAACGGCGUACCACGUCCUGCUGACAGACACGCACUGCGUGUGGGAGGAGAGGAUGGACUCGGCAGCCAUCCAGAAGAGAGCGCAGGAGCUGAACAGACGUUUGCGAGCCCCGGUCAAAGCUUUCUUCUCCCACCUGUGUGAGGUGGUUCAGCCCUGUCUGUCAGGAAGCGACGGGCGACCCGACGGCGAGGCCCAGAUUUCCCUGACGCGACAGGAGGACGGCAACAUGAGCUUGAAGCUGAAGAGUGAGCUGGCAGGGCUGCCCUUCUACUGGGAGUUUCACUGCACCCCCGCCCCGGUCACUGUGGUGUGUGUUCAGCUGGUGCGCCCCCUGCUGGCGAUGAGCCACCUGCUGCAGCGGCAGGUGGAGCAGCUCGGAGGCCUGCUGGUGAGGAAGGACGCCGAGAUCCAGGACUACAGAGAGAACGGAGCCUCGCUUAGCAGAGAGCGGCUGCAGACGGACGUUUUUGAGGAGAAAACCUACAGAGAGGACUUCAUGUCAAAGGCUCUUCCUCUGCUGCGUCCUGAACAGCAGGACGCUCUGGGCCUCGACACCGACCUCCAGCGCCUGUACGCAGCCGUCGUCGCCCACGGAAACACACGGAAACGCAAACUGUCCGAGGAACGCUCUGUUGAGGAGGACCAGCCGCCCCCUGAAGAACCAGACCUCACCUCGUCUCUAGGUGGAUCUAUCGGCAGUGAAGCGGGUGAGGACAGAGAGCAGAGACAGAUCAGGGACGUGGACGCAGCUGGAGCCAAGAUGGCCGACAGGCCCGCAGUACAGCAGUCUCUACCGCUCACGUCCGAGCCUACAGAGCGACCGUCCAGCAAACCAAAGAAGAAGAAAGUCGUCGGACUGUUCAGAUGAGCCUGAGCAGUACGACGCGCACACAGGCGCCAAUUAAGAACUUCAUUCGAAAAAGUGCUUUUUAACUAUUUAAUGAAAAAUGGACUUAUCUUUAAAACCAUUUAUUGUUUUUAAACUUUUAUUUUGAAGAAGGACGCUUUUAUAGUUUGAGACAAGAUGGUUUUAAUUAGAUUUUUAGAUUAAAAAUGAAAUUAAAUAAAGCAAAUUUUUAACUUUU
This is a messenger RNA of Siniperca chuatsi (mandarin fish), 2265 nucleotides long. RefSeq names its product nonhomologous end-joining factor 1 (gene nhej1). The coding region runs from base 1077 to 2048 and encodes 323 amino acids. Gene Ontology annotation, cellular component: nucleus; DNA ligase IV complex. Lineage: Eukaryota; Metazoa; Chordata; Actinopteri; Centrarchiformes; Sinipercidae. Gene Ontology annotation, biological process: double-strand break repair via nonhomologous end joining. The transcript has 9 exons. The record is from RefSeq and is a predicted model, not a curated record. Gene Ontology annotation, molecular function: DNA end binding.